AUGCUCUACUGCUGGGGGGAAGGCGCCUGCGGGCAGCUGGGCCUGGGCGAGGAGCAGCCGGUGCGUUUCCGUGCGGCGCCCGAGGCGCUGUGGAGGCGCGGGGUGCGGCUGGUGGCCUGCGGGGAGCUGCACACGCUGCUGCUUCACCCCGACGGCGGCGUCUCUUCUUGCGGGGACAACGCGCGGGGCCAGCUGGGCAGGAGGCUCCCCGCAGGGCGGCUCCGCAGCUCCGUGCCAGAACAAAUCCAGUCUCUGGAAGCACAGACGAUUGUCCACAUCAGUUGUGGGAAGGAGCACUCCCUGGCCAUUUGCAGCAACGGAAGGGUUUUCUCUUGGGGAGCCGGCACUUCUGGCCAGUUGGGCACUGGAGAACUUAAAGACCGCUUAAUCCCCAAGAAAAUAGAGCUCUUAUCUACGUGCAGAAUCAUACAGGUGGCCUGUGGACACUACCACUCAAUAGCCCUAUCAAACGAUGGCAGAGUCUUCUCUUGGGGGCAGAACGUCUAUGGCCAGUUGGGGAUCGGUAAAGAAGACUCUUCCCAUGGUCAACCACAGCAUGUUUCUGCUCUCAGCGGCAUCCCAUUGGCCCAGGUGGCUGCAGGCGGGGCACAUAGUUUUGCCCUCUCCCUUUCAGGAAUUGCGUAUGGAUGGGGAAGAAACAACAUGCAUCAGCUGGGACUAAGUCAGAGUGAUCCCAAAGAACAGGUCUUCAAGCCACACUCAGUGGCUGCUCUGAGGAACCUCGAUGUGAUCUACAUUAGCUGUGGGGCUGAGCACACGGCUGUCCUCACCCAGGAUGGCAGCGUUUUCACAUUUGGAGAUGACUCUGCUGGGCAGUUGGGGCAAAGCUCUUCUACCCAGAAAACUGGCCCACAAAGAGUGGAUGGGGUUGGUGGUCCGGUUUCUCUUCUGGCAUGUGGAAGCUACCACACUCUUGCUUAUAUCGCUGCUUCUGGUGAGCUGAUAUCUUUUGGACGUGGAUGCAGUGAACGUGGAACAGCUUCUUGCGAGAAGGAAGAGAUGCAGAACUUUAACAUUAGUGCACUUAUUUCUCCGAAUGAAUUGUUGGACAUUCCGGUGAAACAGAUUUUUGCAGGAACAUACGUUAAUUUUGCCAGCACAGUUCAACUCCAGGUACCUAAAUACACAAACGGAGGCUUCUUUGUAGAAACCUUGCCAAAGAUCAGCCAAAUAGACAGAGCACUGAUUGACAAGUGGAUAUCAGCCAGAGCAGAAAGUGAAACUCGCCAGAAAGCAAAAAGAGAAAUAGAAGUGAUAUUUUCUUCACCUGCCUGUUUAACUGCAAGUUUCUUAAAACCUAGGUCUGCCCUGGAAAAUGGCUGCUGUAUAGCAGUUGAUCUACAAAAAGCAAGAGAUGUAUUCUGUGAGCUUAGCAAAAGAGACUGGAUUGCUGGCAGGGUCUCGUUCUCUCUGCUGAACCAUCUGAUCCCCUCCCUCCCGUUGACUUCUCCUCACCAAGAGGCCCUUCCCUGCUUCCUUCUGCUGCCUGAAUGCUCUGGCGCCCUGGAAGCACAGAACCUGCAGUCCUUGGCUCUGCCCUUUGCAAAAGCCAUCAGAAGCAUGAGCAAGCGCUCUUCAGACCUUCUGGAAAAAUAUUGGAUGUCGUUGCCUGUGCCUUUUUUUGACAGAAUUGUUCAGAUGUGUAAGAAGGCUGUGGUGUCUCAGCUGCCCUAUUACUAUGAGCCUCCCCGCUGCCUGGAAGUAACUCCGGUCUUGGAAAUGCUUCAAAAACUAUACAAGGUAAACAAGAAGGCUGGAUGCAAACUCCAGCUGAGCAGCUUCUAUAUCGAUGAGAUCUCCCAGAAAAUUAACCUUUUUGUCGAUUUAGCCAGAUGGCACGCCUGGAUUGAGAACCUUCAUUCUUUGCCUCUCAUUUCUUUCUGCCGCUAUCCUCUUGUUUUCAAUCCUGUAAUAAAGAUGCAACUAUUCAACCUUGAUUCUUCUACUGUGCGAGAGUGCAUAAAGGCAGAAGCCCGCGAAAGAUUAAUCCAAAACCGACUGAACAGAGUGAAUGAAUAUCCCACACUGCCCUUCUUUCGCUUGCGAGUACAGCGCCACAACCUUCUAGAAGAUACUUUUAAAAAAUUGAGUCAAGUGGAAGAUAUCUGCCUGAAAAUGCAAUUGUUGAUUCAGUUUGAAGGAGAAACGGAUCGACAUGAAACUAGAGCGAUUUUGGUCGAAUUCUUUUUAUAUGUGUUCGAGGAGAUCAUCCAUCCAGACUAUGGGAUGUUUAUGUACUGUGAGAAGAAUUCUCCUAUGUGGUUUUCAACUAGGCCUUCAGCAGAGAGGAAAAAGUAUCACCUCUUUGGGGUCCUCUUUGGGAUGUGCCUCUUCAACAGUAUCAUUGCCAGUGUGCCUUUCCCACUUGCGCUCUUUAAAAAACUGAUGGGCAAGAAGCCCUCCCUCAAUGACCUGAAAGAACUGAGCCCAGUCUUAGGAAAGAGUUUGCAAGCAGUUCUUGAUUAUGAAAAGGAUGAUAUGGAAGCCGAACUUCAACUGUGUUACAGUGUAUCCUGGGACAACACAGAUGUAGAUUUGAUUCCAAAUGGCAGAUCAGUAGCUGUGAACAAUGCAAACAAGAAGGACUUUGUCAAUAAGUAUGUGGAUUAUAUCUUCAACAAAUCUGUGGAGGGAGCUUUUGAAGAGUUCAAGAGGGGGGUUUAUAGAGUCCUGGACAAGCGGGUUGUUGGCUUCUUCGAGCCCCAGGAGCUGAUGGACGUGGCAAUUGGGCUUGCAGAUUACAAUUGGGAAGUAUAUGAAAAGAAUGCUGUAUACUGGGGUAUAUAUAGUCCAGCACACCCUACCAUCAGGAUGUUCUGGCAAGUUUUCCAUGAGCUAACUUCGGAUGACAAAAAAGGUUUUCUUUUGUUUGUCUCAGGAAUUGACCGGGUCCCUGUAGUGGGAAUGGAGUUCGUGCAGCUGACUAUUCACUCGCAUAAAGCGCUUACAGAAGAUCACAUCCCUGAGGCUCAGUCCUGCGUUGGAAUUCUACUUCUGCCUCCUUAUUCCACAAUAGGAAGACUAAAAGAGAAACUUCUCCAAGCCAUCGAGAACAAUCGAGGCUUUGGCAAGCAGUGAAACAGCUGAUUCAACAACAUAGAUCGGAGUUUGGUAGCUUAGCCUUUCAUGUGUUAUGGAGAAAUUUAAGGAAAUCUACAAGGGCCUUCAUGUGGUUCAAACAAUUGUCAUUGAUUUUCCCGCAUAGUUCCUGAAGCUUUGCUUUUUGCUUAACUGUACCUGUUUUACAAAAUACAUUAGCUAUUAAACAAUUCCAGUUUGCACCCAA
Heteronotia binoei (common prickly gecko) is the source of this 3307-nucleotide messenger RNA. RefSeq names its product probable E3 ubiquitin-protein ligase HERC6. Lineage: Eukaryota; Metazoa; Chordata; Lepidosauria; Squamata; Gekkonidae. The coding region runs from base 1 to 3099 and encodes 1032 amino acids. The transcript is spliced from 23 exons. The record is from RefSeq and is a predicted model, not a curated record. Gene Ontology annotation, molecular function: ubiquitin-protein transferase activity.